UGCAGUUACAAAAUAAUAAUCAACGUGGAAAAUGGUUUGGGAAAAGAUAGUCUAAAUGUAAUGUAGCACAAUUCAGUCAAUGCAACUUUAAUUAGGGAAAAUCCAAGUCUUUGCCUGAUUUUUCCAAGUCAAUUCAACUUUUCAAACACGCCAAUACUCUUGUCUUCUGCUUCCCUCUUCUCCCUUCUCUCACUCUUACCUCUGUUUUGCUACUCUGUUCUAAUUCUUCGUUCUACAUUCUUAAUUCCUCACUUCAAACACUCCACUUUUAUCCAACAUGAAAAUUGACGGCCUGAAUUUCUUGUUCUUGUCCUUCAUUCUUUUCUUGAAUUCGGUUUCUUCGCAGCUAUCUCCAACGCAGAAAUCGUCCAUGAUCAACCUCUCCGAGCACCUUCACAGCCAAGUAUCCUCUUUCUCAUGGGAUACUAACAAAGACCCGUGUACAUGGACCGGUGUGGCAUGCAAUAAUCUCAACAACUCUGUAAUCAAAAUCUCUCUUUCCAGCUUGAAACUCACCAGUUCCAAUUUCUUACCUAUUGCAUGCCAAAUUCCAUCUUUGGAGGUUCUUGAUGUUUCAAAAAACCUCCUAAACUCAAUCCCAGUUGAGUUUUUAUCGAGCUGUGGCGAUAUUUCUACGCUCAGAUCAGUUAAUUUUAGCUGGAACAGAGUUUCUGGUCCUCUGCCUUCUUUUGAGAAUGGCUUUACCAAUUUAGAAGCCCUGGAUUUAUCUCAGAAUUUGCUGAGUGGAUCCAUUGGGACGCAAUUAAACGCGUUGGUGAGUCUCAAAAGCUUAAAUCUUAGCUCAAAUAGUUUCAAUGGGUCCAUUCCAACCAACUUCGGAGAAGUCAAGGGGUUAGAGCAACUUCAAUUAUCAGCCAACAUUUUUCAAGGCACUAUACCAGAACAGCUUGCUGAUUACAGAAAUCUAACCUUUCUUGAUCUUAGUUCGAAUCUGCUCAAUGGGGAAAUUCCUUCCAGAAUUCAGGAGCUCCCUAAAUUGGAAGUGCUAGUGUUGUCAGGCAACAAGCUAAGUGGGGAGGUCCCUGAUCUUUUUUCCAAUAACACGAGACUACAGAGAUUUGCAGCCAACCAGAACGAGUUUUAUGGUAGUGUACCAUCUGGGAUAACAAGGUAUCUGAAGACUUUGGACUUAAGUUACAAUAACUUAAGUGGGUCAAUACCAAAUGAUCUAUUGUCACAACCAAACUUGCAGAAAGUUGAUCUCUCUUACAAUAGGCUGAUUGGAACGAUAUCUGGGAAUGUUUCUUCAAGUUUGGUUAGGCUGAGAUUGGGAGGUAAUUUACUGCAGGGAUCAAUUUCGCCAAUCAAUUUCAGAAAUCUUCAGAGCUUGGAAUAUUUGGAGCUGGAAAAUAACAACUUGAUUGGAAAAUUACCUGUUGAUCUUUGCUCAUGUCAGAAGUUAAGCUUGUUGAACUUGGCUGAAAACAAACUAUCCGGGGAAUUACCAACAGAAUUGGGCAAUCUGAAGCAGCUUCAAGUUUUGAGUCUUCAGCUCAACAAUUUUGUUGGCAAUAUUCCUAGUGAAAUCACCCAGCUAUCCAAGUUGACAAGCCUAAAUAUCAGCUGGAAUUUGCUAAGCGGUCCAAUUCCUCCUUCCAUCUUAUUCUUGGAAAGACUUGAAUACCUGCAUUUGCAGGAGAACAAGCUGAGUGGUUCAAUACCCAGAACCAUUGGCAACUUGAACUCCAAAAACCUGAUUGAACUCCAGCUAGGGCAAAACCAUCUCAGUGGGAAGAUUCCUCUGAUGCCCCCACUUUUGCAGUAUUCUCUGAACCUCAGCCACAAUUUUUUUGAAGGGCAAAUCCCCAAAUCACUUGAUCAGAUAACUUCCCUGGAGAUUUUGGAUCUCUCCAACAACAGAUUUUCUGGUGAGAUUCCAGACUUUCUAACUACUAUGCGGAGCUUAACAUGGUUGUUACUUGACAAUAACAAUCUCUCUGGAGUUAUUCCAACAUUUCCUAGCACUGUCAUUGUAGAUACCAAAGGAAAUCUAGGUCUUAAUUAUCCACCGCCAGAUAGUCCAAACACCAACCACGGGAAAAUGUCAAUUGCUGUCAAAAUUGCAGUGGUAGUUAGUGCAGCUCUCUUUGGUGGUUUGAUCGCGAUUCUUGGGGUUUUUCUCUCAAUGCGACUACUUUACAAGGUUCAUGAUAUAGAUGUUCAGUCAAGACAGCCGGAUCUUCCCGUCCCUCUGGCUGUAGAAAGUCACAUCUUGACAACCAAUAGCACCCAUAAAUCAAACAUUGAUUUUACUAAAGCCAUGGAAGCAGUAUCCAACCCAUUAAACCUUGUCUUGAAGACCAAAUUUUCGACCUACUACAAAGCAGUCAUACCCUCAGGAGUAAGCUAUUUUGUCAAGAAACUCAACUGCACCGACAGGAUUUUCCAACCAAGCAACCAUGGAAGCUUUGGGCAGGAGCUAGAGGCUCUAGGGAAGAUGAACAGUUCAAACAUCAUGACUCCUCUAGCUUAUACACUGGCUGCAGAUAGUGCUUUUCUCAUCUAUGAAAUGUCAUUCAAAGGGACUUUGUUUGAUUCCCUACAUAGAAGUUCAGGAACUCUUUUAGAUUGGGUGAGUAGGUGUAGUAUAGCAGUCGGGGUGGCUCAAGGCCUGGCCUCUCUCCAUGGAUGUUCGACCGGUCCAGUUCUGCUUUUUGACCUCUCAAGCAAAACUGUCUUGCUCAAGUCAUCGAAGGAGCCGCAGAUUGGAGAUAUCGAGCUUUGUAAGGUGAUUGACCCCUCGAAGAGCGCUAGCAGCCUAUCAGCUGUGGCAGGUUCUGUUGGCUAUAUUCCACCAGAAUAUGCUUACACAAUGCGGGUGACACUGGCGGGAAAUGUUUACAGCUUUGGGGUUAUUCUGCUAGAGCUGCUAACAGGAAAGCAGGCAGUUAGUGAGGGGACAGAAUUGGCUAAGUGGGUUCUUAGAAAUUCUACACAGCCUCAAAAAUGGGAUCGGAUUCUUGACUUCAGAGUCAGUCGGACAUCAACAUCAGUCAGAAGCCAGAUGCUAGCAGUACUCAAAAUUGCUCUGGCUUGCAUUAACGCCUCAUCAGAGGCAAGGCCAAAGAUGAAGAGUGUGCUAAGGAUGCUGUUGAAUGCAAGAUGACCACAGCCUAGAAGAAGUCGAGUAAUAACUAUAGAUUGUUGAUUUUGAAUUAGCCAAGAAAUUAAGACAGCCUUGGUAAUGGUCUUGUAAAUAUACAUAGCUAUCUGUACGCUUUUCAAUCACUUCUAGCACCAAAUUCUUUUUAAUGUGUUUUUUAGAAUGAAAAUUGAUAAACACAAGUCCCUGUCACAGCAAUAAGUACAACUUUAUAUAUGCAAUGAGUUCUCUUUAACAAAUGAUCAUACAUUGUUUGCAGAACAUUCUUCAUUUUAACUGUAAAUCAUAAGACAAACUCAGCAAAACUGUAUCACAUACUUCAAAAUUCACAGGCGCAAAAAGUGGAACAGGGUAUUUAACGAGUCUCGUUAAUAUAUAGAAGCACAUUUUGCAAUCUGUAACAACAUUACUUCUCAUUGUCAAAAAAAAAAA
Molecule: messenger RNA, 3556 nt
Organism: Chenopodium quinoa (quinoa)
Lineage: Eukaryota; Viridiplantae; Streptophyta; Magnoliopsida; Caryophyllales; Amaranthaceae
Product: leucine-rich repeat receptor-like tyrosine-protein kinase PXC3
Exons: 2
Coding region: 278-3127 (949 amino acids)
Biological process (GO): protein phosphorylation
Molecular function (GO): protein kinase activity; receptor serine/threonine kinase binding; ATP binding
Source: RefSeq, a predicted model, not a curated record